Messenger RNA from Anopheles funestus (African malaria mosquito), 2104 nucleotides. Its product is annotated as pre-mRNA-splicing factor RBM22. Gene Ontology annotation, molecular function: metal ion binding; U6 snRNA binding; pre-mRNA binding. Gene Ontology annotation, cellular component: U2-type catalytic step 2 spliceosome; Prp19 complex; U2-type catalytic step 1 spliceosome. The record is from RefSeq and is a predicted model, not a curated record. NCBI's taxonomy places the organism in Eukaryota, Metazoa, Arthropoda, Insecta, Diptera, Culicidae. Bases 687 to 2015 code for a protein of 442 amino acids. The transcript has 3 exons.
AAUUGUUGGGUACGUUUAACCUUACUGGUUUGAUUUAUCGGUUAUUUGUUCAGCCGUGUUAGGCAUGCACCCAUUCAAACAUCGUAGUUUACCAUUAAAUGCUAAACUAAAGUUCGAACCCUUCAUUCUGGGUGUAAGAUUGUUACUCUUUUUUUAAUUCAAGAUGUUCAUGAGGUCGACGUCCGGCCGGCCUUUCAGUUGUGAAACGUUCAAGACUGGAAAGCGUCCUAAGAAGGUCAAAGGUUUGUUUUGUCUUGGGUAUGUGAGCAUGAUAAAGUGGUGCUUCCUCAAAACUCCCAUCAAUGCAUAUAUAAAAGCCAUCGAUCAAAAUAAAUACCGCAAAUAAGUAAAAGAAACGUGUACCUACAUUUCAACGAGUUGGUUUUUUUUUAAACAAUAUUCAGCAUCUCAUAUCAUUUUUUCACGAAUUUUUCAAUCAAGUAUUUCAACGGCUGAGAACUUGGCAACACUGCCAUUUUCGCCCUGCCUGCUGUCAAACGCUAACUUCACAGCAAAACGUCACAACAGACGUAAGAAAAAAAAUUGGAGUGCUGUAUUUUUCCAAGCGUGUGUUGUACCAUUUCGUAAAUAAGUUUUUCAGCCGAUUAUAACUUGUUCUUUGGUCUCGGCUUGUUGUUCCCAUCUUUUUCAUCCGCGAAGCAACAACAUUUGUGAAAACGAUCAAAAUGGCGAUGUCAAAAACCACAAACACGUACAAUCGACAAAACUGGGAAGACUCGGAGUUUCCAAUACUUUGCCAAACAUGCCUAGGUGAUAAUCCUUAUGUUCGCAUGAUAAAAGAGCGCUACGGCAAGGAAUGCAAAAUCUGCACACGCCCUUUCACAAUCUUCCGGUGGUGCCCCGGUGCUAGGAUGCGUUUCAAGAAGACGGAAAUCUGCCAGACAUGCAGCAAGCUUAAGAACGUUUGUCAGACAUGUCUCCUGGAUCUUGAGUACGGUUUGCCAACGCAAGUGCGAGACGCUGCGCUCAAAAUUCAGGACAAGAUUCCAGAAAGUGACGUAAACAAAGAAUUCUAUAUCCAGAACAUUGAAUCACAACUGAAAGCUGGUGACGAUAAUACGGUUGCGGCGGGUACGGUGGGCAAAUCGUUGGCGGCAAGUGACAUGUUGGCAAAGCUUGCCCGUACAGCACCCUAUUACAAGCGUAAUCUACCUCACAUCUGCUCAUUCUGGGUGAAGGGAGAGUGCAAACGUGGUGAAGAAUGUCCCUACCGACAUGACAAACCCGUGGAACCAGAUGAUCCGCUAUCUGAGCAAAAUAUUCGCGAUCGGUACUAUGGUCGCAACGAUCCGGUAGCAGACAAGCUGAUGAAACGAGCCGCCUCGAUACCUACAUUGGAGCCACCGGAAGACAAAACUAUUACUACGCUUUACGUAGGCAAUCUGGGCGAACAUAUAACAGAAGUGGACAUACGAGACAAUUUCUAUCAUUACGGUGAAAUUCGCUCUGUGUCACUAGUGCCAAGACAGCAAUGUGCAUUCGUGCAGUACACCAAACGUGCGGCCGCAGAGUUAGCCGCGGAAAAAACGUUCAACAAGCUUGUCCUUGGUGGGAAGAAACUAACGAUCAAAUGGGCCCAUUCCCAGGCCAAAUCGACCGCUUACGCACAGAAUUCGGUUCCCCGCGGUGCCGGAGGUAGUAAUCGAAUCUUUGAUCCCGUGCCGGGGCUCCCUGGACAGCUUCCCAUGCCUCCCAAUCCUACGGAUUACUUUAAUCUGCAAGCAUCAGAAAUGGCCGUUUUGCCACCGGGAAUGAAAAUACAUCAGCUACCUCCGGGUCUGAUUCCAGGAGCACCAAGCUAUGCGUCCAUGUACCAGCAAGCCGCCGGUGGUUCCUCUGGUAUGCCACCUCCGACCGGCGGUGCAAGUGCAAGCGAUGUUGGCACCAGCAGCAGCACUGGUGCUGGUCAUUCUAUGAUGCCACCGGCAAUGCAUCAGCAGCAAUUGCACUAUCCGAGCCAGGAUCCGGCUCGGUUAGGGGCAUUGAAAAAAUAACAAAUAUCACUGUAACAUUGUGAUUUUAUAUCGUGUACAAGUAUCACAAACAUUCAAUAAAUCCAUUAAUAUCAGACCAACUUAAAGAA